Lytechinus variegatus (green sea urchin) is the source of this 4275-nucleotide messenger RNA. Its product is annotated as DNA-(apurinic or apyrimidinic site) endonuclease-like. Gene Ontology annotation, molecular function: double-stranded DNA 3'-5' DNA exonuclease activity; DNA-(apurinic or apyrimidinic site) endonuclease activity; endonuclease activity. The transcript is spliced from 4 exons. The record is from RefSeq and is a predicted model, not a curated record. Gene Ontology annotation, biological process: regulation of transcription by RNA polymerase II; base-excision repair. Bases 43 to 870 code for a protein of 275 amino acids. Gene Ontology annotation, cellular component: nucleus; transcription regulator complex. Lineage: Eukaryota; Metazoa; Echinodermata; Echinoidea; Temnopleuroida; Toxopneustidae.
GGUUGCGUUGCUUUUGAGACACAAUAAUGUACAAAAUCGCGAAUGCUUCGAAGAAUUUAUGUGAGAACUUGGGUGGAUUAUUUCCAUCUUUUUAAAAGAUCCGUUGACCUCAAGAAAGAUAAACAUUUAUUUCCACGUUUUGAACUCCUUGGAGACAGGUUUCACAUCGCAGCAAUGCCAAAAAGAAAGCAUUCAAUUGAGAAAGAUCGGCUUCUCUUGGCAGAGGUCGUGAAGCAUCCAUUUCUCUACGACAGAAACCACGACUCUUUCGGCAACCACCAAAUGAGGCAGGACAAAUGGGAAGAAAUCGGUGCUAUAGUGGGCAUAUCAGACAUGGAUGCCAAGCUGCGGUGGAUCAAUAUCCGAGAUUGCUUCACCAGGUGCUGGAAGAGAAACCGGAAAAGGGAAACGUCCCAGUCCUUUAGAUGCCCCUACAAAUACGCUGACCAGUUGGAGUUCUAUCUACCAUACAUGUCUUUAGAGCCUUCAUUCAUGGAAGAUUUAAUGAAAGUUGAUGGAGAGGGAAGCGAUGUCAAUGAUGCCGACUGUGGAGAUCUACCCACCCAAGUUCUGCCCCGCCCCCAGGUACCCACCAAGAGAAAGAAACGGUCAGAGCCCGAAGAAGAUGGCAUGAUGCAGUAUCUCGUCACACACAACAGUGCCCCGCGAGAGGACGGACUGGACACCUUUUUCAAGUCGAUAUGUGCGACGGUGCGGACCUUGCCACCCAUGACCCAGGCCCAGCUAAGAUUUGAAAUCACAGAACUGGUCUUCAAGGCUGAAAUGAACUUCUUGUCAACUCAAAAUGAUCAGGCUCCCGUAGCACAAAGCUCAAUAGCGAUUGAUCAUACGCUUGAUUCUCACGACUGAUUGUACAUUGUACAUUGCAAUCAAUCGUAAAGAUAUUCUUCUGCGAUUGUUGCUAAUCUUUGUGCUAUGGGCCCCAGGAAUGAUGCGUUUUGAAGAUCUACUAUUGCACAUUUGUGACUGACCGUGUUGAUGAGAUGUUUUGAUGACUGCCAAAUGCCAGCUUUUGUGGAAGAAUUUAAACCUGUAUAUUCAAAGGUGGAUUUGACUCUGCAGUUUCAAACUGUGGUUAAUGCAGAUAUUUUGCAUUUAAUACUCUAAAUUCUCCACGUUUAUUGAGAAAGAAUCGGUAAUGAAAACAUGCUUUCAUCACCAUGCACUAAAUUGACACUGGCUUAUACUUACAAAACUUUACAGCAUUAAUACAUCCUCACUUGUUUUGGGGUUAUUUUUUUUUUUUAGACUAAACAGCAACCAUUGUAAUAAGCAUCAACUUAGCUCUCUGUGGCAAGAGCACGCACUCAUCAUUGAACGCCUUCUCAAUAUACGUGCAGAAUAAAGCAUAAUUGAGGAUGAAAUAUGCAAUUUAAACAUAGUUUGAAACCAGAGAUUCAAAGCCACCAUUGUGAAUCUGGGGCAUAGGUGUUUACCAAGUAAUUGGUGUUGAAGAUCGUCCAGAGAAGAAUGAACUUAAAUGAAAAUUGUUAUGUAUUCCUUUGUAUAUUUCUCCUAUUGUCCUUUAUAAUGAAAAAAAUAUAAUAUCUCAUCAUCCUUGCCUGACAAAACCAGCAGCAAGCAAGAAUAUGUUUUGACUUGUCUUCAAUCAGUGGUAAGGCAUUAACGUGGUGAGCCUGAAAGUGAGACAUUUAUUACAUGACUGGCAUUCCAGUGAUUAUUUCAGAGUUUGGUGUUUGCAGAUGUGAAUCUACUCCACAUGAAGGAUUGAUUUUUACCAGAGGAUACUUAGAAGAGGGCUCCACACUAACUCUUUUUUUCUACAGAUCCAACCUGUUCAUGUCGGACCAGUACAUGGCCAAUUUUUCCAUUUUUUACUGGUGCGAACCUAAAGUUUACUGGUCCUUCAAAGUAAAGAAAAAUCUAAAAAGAGACUUGAGUUUAUUUUGGCGAUUUUAAUUGCUUUCAUUGCCUUCCACAACGUGAUUCAUGAGAGCCAUUUCUCAAUUUUGGAGGGCCAUUUUUGAAGAUGCCAGAGCCAUUUUUAUAAUUUACAAAAGAGGAAAAAAUAUCAUUUGUAUCAGUUUGAUAUACAUUGUAUAUUUUACUGGUCAUGUCGGACCAGUAAAUCUGGCUAUUUCUGAAAAACAACUGGCGCGACAGCAAUUUUUUCUGGUCUGGGACCGUCGGACCGGUUCCAGUGUCGCACGCUGCUUAGACAGUGGAAUGCAGAGGGUUGACCUCCUUUCCUCAUCCCUCCCCCACCCCCAGACCUAAUGUACUUCUGUCCCACUCCACCCCGCCCCUUUCACCUACAUUUAAUAUAAUGUUCCCUGUCUUAUCACGUCCAUUCCCUUUAUACAUGAACACUCAUAGCCCCACCUGUACAUUGUAUGCCUGCUAUUUUGAAAUUAUGGUAUAACCAUUUAUUACAUGUUUGGGAAAAUGUAGGGCAAAAUCUAUUUACAGCCUUAUAAAAGAAAUCUUUUGAUUUGAAGUAUGAUCAUUUCAAUAAUCAUUUGACCUCCUGAGUGGCACUGACGUGCUUUAUCCUGCUAAAUGCUAUAUAAAUACAAAACAAAGAAAUAUUAAAAUGUGAAGAUAAGACACAGGACACCCCUUGGGCCCGUUGCAUAAAACUUUUUACCUGAGAAAACUCAGGUUGUUUUUACCAGAGUUUUUGCCAUGUGUUAAAGUCAAUGGCAGAAAUCAGACUAACCUUAGUUUUCAGUUUUUACCAGAGUUUUCUCAGCUACAAAGUUUUAUGCAUCAGGCCCCUUGUCUCUUCUCAUUUCUGGGUCCCGUUUCAUGAAGACUCGUCAUGAUAAAAAUGCAAAAUAUCUACAAGUAUACCAUCGGCCAAUCAAAUCAAAGGAUUUCAGUACCUUGAAACUAUUGGUGACUGUCAUUAUAACAAGUUUUGUGAAACAGACCCUUGUUGUAUCUUACCAAGAUGGUAAAGCUUUUCUUUAGGAAAGGAUGGUCCCGGUUGCAGAGAGAGUUCAAAUGUAAUUAAUACAUGUACCAAGAAUUAAAACAUGACUUGAUUUAGAGCCUAUCAGAAGUGUACAUUUUGGACUCUCUUCAUUUUACCAAGUUCUGUUUUAAAUGCGAUUCUAUCAGCAAUGGGCACGACAUGGGUAUUGCCUCCAUUCGAAUUUUGUUGUAUAUUUUAUUUUGAAAAAGAAUAAAAAAAAUUGACCUGGGCCCCAUUGCAUGAAAUAUUUUAGUAAGUUAUUUCUGUGAUAUGCAUUGGAAUUAUCAGGAUAACAUGUUUAUUUGACCAAUUAGAAUAUGAAAUUGAUUAUGCAGUAGUUACCAUUGUGUGGCAAAGUUGCCAUUCGGUGCUUAUAAGGGUUCGAGUUGAUUUUUUACAGAGUUCUUGCCAAAAUAUUGGCACCAUUUAUAGCCAGCAUUAAAAGUUUGCAUAGUACGAAAGACGAAAAAAUGGUACGCAGUUAUGUGUGUGGGUUGUCAGUAUGAAAAUGAAAGAGCUAAUGAGACACUGUCAAGCACUCUAUUUAUUUGAAAUUUUGUAUAGUUGAUGAUAAACUGACUGUGAUUUAGUCACAAUAAAUUCCAUAAAUGGUCAUUUCAAAUGUUGAAGACGAUAUCAUAAUUACUUUUCACCAUUGCAAGCAAAAUGAGAUGAGAAAUAUUGCAAUGAUGUAAAACAAUGAUAUCAACUCAAUUCAAUCUUUUUAUUUUCCACCUUUGAUUUGUAAUAUUUACAAUAAUGAUAUAGUCAACAUAAAGAAUAUAAUCUCCUUGUAUAUUUGAAAUAAUUAUCAAAGUUUGCAAUAAAAACACUGGUUUGAUUUUCCUUCUGUUGAUCAAAUCAAUUUUUUAAUCAGAUUUACUUGGCCUUUGAAUUGAAAUUGUGCAGCAAGUGCUGAUCUUACUGUUGAAAGUGCUGACUUUUCUCUAUAUGGGACUAUCCAUUUAACAUCCUAUCGCGGAGCUGCCGAGUAGUACAGAUUUUCGGUGUGUAGUACUGAAAAAUGAAAAGAAUACUGAAGGUUUCAUGCAAAAUACUGAUUGCUAUGAUUUCGGUUUUACGUGUUGUCCUAUGGUCUUUCUUAAAAAAUAUUGUGUUCUGAUUUCUCACCAAAAUAGUGAUUUUCAGCUUUAAAAAUACUGAAAUGUUCUUGUUCAGGUUGGCAGCUCUGCUAUCAGAGUGACAUUUGGCUAAAGUUCAGCACAUGAAGACAUACAUGUAAGACAGGGCUUGUACUGGAAUAAUUCAAUAAGAUGUACCAUCAUAUGUACAUAGUGCUCAGUAAUUAAAUUUUG